UGAAAGAGCUCAUUACUUCAACGUGUAGAGAUGUGAUUGUCUACAGGACUCUUUACUGUGUUAGUUGGUCAUCACUGGGGAGAUUUAGCUAGCUACACAUACGGGGAUUGCUAAACCUGAAUCAUGUACAUCGUCAUUACAUCUAACUGGGAGUGGAGCAGAAAUUGUGCAAGAUAUGGAUAGGAGUUAUCUUUGGUUCUAGAGAUUGCGCGGUUGUUGCUCUGAGUCAAGUUUCCAGCAAGUCCCAUAUUCCAUAAUGCUUCACGAGGACUCGACUCAUUGGAACCAUGUGCACAUUUCCUCACGUGUGUUUCAUGUUGAAGCGGUGAGGCUGGAAUAAAACGGGAAAAUUAGCAAACAACAAGCAUUGGUGCAGAUAUUUUUUUGUCGUGGACUUUCUGUGAUUUCUUAAGUCGAGGAGGAAGGUGUGCACGAUAGUUGUGACCCAGCUAAAAUAAGUCAAGAAACAUGGGGAACGCAGGGAGUAUGGACCAACAAACUGAUUUCAGGGGACACAACAUGCCUUUGAAACUGCCUAUGCCGGAGCCAGGUGAAUUGGAGGAGAGAUUCGCAAUCGUUUUGAACUCGAUGAACCUUCCUCCAGACAAGGCGCGGCUACUGCGGCAGUACGACAACGAGAAGAAGUGGGAGCUCAUCUGUGAUCAGGAACGAUUCCAAGUGAAGAACCCACCUCACACAUACAUCCAGAAGCUGAGGGGCUAUCUGGACCCGGCCGUCACCAGGAAGAAAUUCCGACGGAGAGUGCAGGAAUCCACCCAAGUCCUGAGAGAACUGGAAAUUUCGUUAAGGACAAAUCACAUAGGGUGGGUGAGAGAAUUCCUCAACGAAGAAAACAAAGGCCUGGAUGUUUUGGUGGAGUAUCUUUCUUUUGCGCAGUACGCUGUCACGUUUGAUGGCGACAGCGUAGAGGACAACCCGGAGAAGUCGGUGGACAAGCCCUGGAGCAGAUCCAUAGAGGACCUGCAUGGGGGGAGUAACUUCCCGUCCCCCGUCAGCGGGAACAGCAUCUCCCGCUCCGGGCGACACUCCACGCUACGUUGCAACACGUUGCCGAGCCGGAGAACCUUGAAGAACUCCCGGCUGGUCUGUAAGAAGGAUGACGUUCACGUAUGCAUCAUGUGCCUGCGAGCCAUCAUGAACUACCAGUACGGCUUCAACAUGGUGAUGUCCCACCCGCAUGCUGUGAAUGAAAUUGCACUAAGUCUCAACAAUAAGAAUCCCAGAACCAAAGCUCUCGUGUUGGAGUUACUGGCCGCCGUGUGUCUCGUCAGGGGAGGACACGAAAUCAUCCUCUCUGCGUUCGACAACUUCAAGGAGGUGUGUGCCGAGACACAGAGAUUCGAGAAGCUAAUGGAACACUUCAAGGACAUGGACAACAACAUUGACUUUAUGGUGGCAUGUAUGCAGUUCAUCAACAUCGUGGUCCACUCGGUAGAGGACAUGAACUUCAGGGUUCACCUGCAGUACAACUUCACCAAGCUCUGUCUGGACGACUACCUGGAUAAGCUGAAGCACACGGAGAGUGACAAGCUGCAGGUGCAGAUCCAAGCCUACCUGGACAACGUGUUUGACGUGGGCGCCCUGCUGGAGGACGCCGAGACCAAGAAUGCGGCGCUGGAGCGGGUGGAGGAGCUGGAGGAGAACAUGUCACAUAUGACGGAGAAGCUGCAGGACACGGAGAACGAGGCCAUGUCCAAGAUCGUGGAGCUGGAGAAACAGCUGAUGACGCGCAACAAGGAGCUGGACGUCGUCCGGGAGGUGUACAAGGACGCCAACUCACAGGUGCACACACUGCGGCGGAUGGUCAAGGAGAAGGACGAGGCCAUCCAGAGGCAGUGCAACCUGGAGAAGAAGAUCCACGAGCUGGAGAAACAGGGCACCAUGAAGAUCCAGAAGAAGGGCGACGGGGACAUCUCCAUCCUAACCUCGCCGCCCGCCCCCGGGGGCCCACUGGUGGCAGGAUUUGAGGGUGUACCAGGGGGCUAUAAAGGGGGUGCGGUCAGCCCGAUGGGGUCGAAUGGGAUGCCCGCGCCGCCCCCUCCUCCUCCCCCACCGCCUGUGCCUGGGACUGUGCCAAAUGGGCCAUUGGCUGGCCUCGCCGCUCCUCCCCCUCCCCCGCCACCCCCGCCUCCCCCUGGCCCUAUGGCGGUGUCUGCCCCCCCGCCCCCUCCUCCACCCCCCAUGGCCCCACCGCUGCCCGGCUGUGGAUCCCCCACUGUCAUCUUCAACUCAGGGUUAGCAGAGGGACCCAUCAAACUGUUCUCCGUGAAGAUUAAGAAGCCCAUCAAGACCAAGUUCCGUUUGCCGGUAUUCAACUGGGUGGCGCUGAAGCCCAACCAAAUCAACGGCACCGUGUUCAACGAGAUCGACGACGAGAGGAUACUGGAGGACCUGAACGUGGAUGAGUUUGAGGAGAUGUUCAAGACGAAAGCCCAGGGCCCGGCCAUCGACUUGGCCGUGAGCAAGACCAAGAUCAUCCAGAAGGGUCCCAACAAGGUGGCGCUGCUGGACGCCAACCGGGCCAAGAACAUGGCCAUCACCCUGAGGAAAGUGGGCAAGGCCCCCGAGGAGAUCUGCAAGGCCAUUCAGCUGUUUGACCUGCGCACCCUGUCGGUGGACUACGUGGAGUGUCUGAUGCGCUUCCUGCCCACGGAGAACGAGGUGAAGAUCAUGCGUCAGUACGAGAAGGAGCGGAAGCCCGUGGAGGCUCUGACGGACGAGGACCGCUUCAUGAUGCACUUCAGCAAGAUCGAGCGGCUCAUGCAGAAGAUGACCAUCAUGGCCUUCAUAGGCAACUUCUGCGAGAGCGUUCAGAUGCUGACACCGCAACUUCAUGCGAUCAUCGCAGCAUCUGUGUCAAUAAAAUCCUCACAGAAACUCAAGAAAAUUCUAGAGAUUAUCUUGGCUCUCGGAAACUACAUGAACAGCAGUAAAAGGGGAGCGGUAUACGGUUUUAAACUACAAAGUUUAGAUUUGCUACUAGACACCAAGUCGACAGACCGGAAAAUGACACUGUUGCACUACAUAGCCAACGUGGUGAAGGAGAAAUACCAGCAAGUCAAUCUGUUCUACAACGAACUGCAUUAUGUGGAGAAGGCCGCAGCAGUGUCGUUAGAGAACGUUCUGCUGGAUGUGAAGGAGCUCCAGCGGGGAAUGGACCUGACUAAGAGAGAGUACAGCAUGCACGGUCACAACACCAUGCUCAAAGACUUCAUCACACACAACGAGGGCAAGCUGAAAAAGCUGCAGGACGACGCCAAGAUCGCACAGGACGCCUUCGACGAGGCGGUCAAAUUCUUCGGCGAGAAUUCCAAAACGACGCCCCCGUCUGUGUUCUUCCCGGUGUUUGUGCGCUUCGUCAAGGCCUACAGGCAAGCGGAAGAGGACAACGAGCAGAAGAAGAGAGCGGAGCAGAUGAUGAUGGAGAAACUUCUGGAGCAGGAGGCCAUGAUGGACCAGGAGGACAAGAAGUCUCCGUCCCAUAAGAACACCAGGGGCAGGAGUCAGCAGCAGGAGGUGAUAGCUGAGCUGAGGAAGAAGCAGGUGAAGGAUACGGGCAGCCGCCACGUCUACGAGGGCAAGGACGGAGCCAUCGAGGACAUCAUCACCGAUCUUCGCAAUCAGCCUUACAGGCGAGCCGACGCGGUGAGGAGGAGCGUCAGGAGACGCUUUGACGACCAGAACUUGCGGCCGGUCAACAACUCUGAAGUCGUAAUUUGACGAGGGAGAAGUGCAUGUGUUAGGGGCGGAGGGUGAGGAGGGGGAGUGAUGUGGAAAGUGUAGCAGCCUCUCUUAAAGACUGAAGGAGAGAUGGAUGGGUCUGACAGGUCAGUUAUAGGGAACCUUAGACAAGCCAAGUGCCUAAAACUUACUUGUGAUCAGUUGUUUUGCCUCCUGUUUGUCUGUCUUGUGAUUUUUUUUUUAUUACUUCAAGCAAUACCUGGCUUUAAUUGUAUUUUCCUUUGAUAUGUAAAACUGGACACGGACGUCUGUAGCGGGGAUUCCUGAAAGAAGUGUAGAAUGUAACGGGUCACGGUUCCCUUAGCUGUCAAAAGGUAUUCCGCCACAGGGGAUGAAUAUGGUAUUUCAUAGCUAGUAUCUUAUUACAUUCCUGGUGCUACUGCCAUCACUCUUAGAAAUUACACAAUGUGCUCGAGUGGCACGCUAAAGAACGCAUUAGCUUUUCCAAUGUUACUAAAGGGCUAAUGUACUUUUUAAAGGGAACAUACUUUUGUAUAUAUAGUGUAUGUGGACACCCCUUCAAAUGAGUGGAUUCGGCUGUUUCAGCCACACCCGUUACUGACAGGUAUAUAAAGCACACAGCCAUGCAAUCUCCAUAGACCAACAUUGGCAGUAGAAUGGCCUUACUGAAGAGCUCAGUGACUUUUAACGUGGCACCGUCAUAGGAUGCCCCUUUUCCGUCGAGUCAGUUCGUCAAAUGUAUGCCCUGCUAGAGCUGGCCUGGUCGACUGUAGGUGCUGUUACUGUGAAGUGGAAACGUCUAGGAUGAACAACAGCUUAGCCGCGAAGUGGUAGACCACACAAGCUCGAAGAACGGAACUGCCGAGUCCUGAAGGCAUAAGUCAUUGUAAAUAAGAAUUUCUUCUUAACCGACUUAAAUAAAGGUUAAAUAAAAAUUGUCUGUCCUCGGUUGCAACACUCACUAGAGUUCCAAACUGCCUCUGGAAGCAACGUCAGCACAAUAACUGUUUGUUGGGAGCUUCAUGAAAUGGGUUUCCAUGGCCGAGCAGCUGCACACAACCCUAAGAUCACCAUGCGCAAUGCCAAGUGUCGGCUGGACUGGUGUAAAGCUCGCCGUCAUUGGACUCUGGAGCAGUUGAAACGCGUUCUCUGGAGUGAUGAAUCAAGCUUCACCAUCUGGCAGUCCGACGGACAAAUCUGGGUUUGGCGGAUCCCAGGAGAAUGCUACCUGCUCCAAAGCAUAGUGCCAACUGUAAAGUUUGGUGGAGGAAUAAUGUUCUGGGGCUGUUUUUCAUGAUUUGGGCUAGGCCCCUUAGUUCCAGUGAAGGGAAAUCUUAUCGCUACAGCAUACAAUGACAUUCUAGAUUAUUCUGUGCUUCCAACUGUGGCAACAAUUUGGGGAAGGCCAUUUCCUGUUUCAGCAUAACAAUGCCCCCAUGCACAAAGGGAGGUCCAUACAGAAAUGGUUUGUCGAGAUCGGUGUGGAAAAACUUGACUAGCCUGCACAGAGCCCUGAACUCAAUCCCAUCGAACACCUUUGGGAAGAAUUGGAACGACGACUGCGAGCCAAUCACCCAACAUCAGUGUCCGACCUCACUAAUACUCUUGUGACUGAAUGGAAGCAAGUCCCCCCAGCAAUGUUCCAGCAUCUAGUGGAAAGCCUUCCCAGAAGAGUGGAGGCUGUUAUAUUAGCAAAAGGGGGACCAUCUCCAUAUUAAUGCACAUGAUUUUGGAAUGAGAUGUUUGACGAGCAUGUGUCCACAUACUUUUGGUCAUGUAGUGUACAUGUCUUACUUUAGUAUAUUAUAAAGCAGUGAUCCAAAACAAAUAUGUUCAAAGAAAGUACUUAAGCGAGUAUGAGGUAAACAUAUGUACACCAACGUAUGACCACAGAGAAAUCAUAUCAAAGACAAUAUAGCUCAGAGAGGUGUGGCUCUCUCAAGACGAGACCAGGCUAAUGUGAAUUGUAUAUAGCUAGGCCUCCAUAGUACGGUUAUGACGGUAUUAACAUCUCAUUUAUCAGUGUUAACAUGGUUAGUGGACCAAGCCGUGAAUAGAUAGAACUAUAUUAUCUCCUCAUGUAGACCUCAAGUGCCAUUCACAUGCAACACUGUUAGUGGUUGGUGGGGCCCUGGAGCCACAAUAGCUCUGGUCUAGGUCGUUGUUUGGUCGUACGAUUGUGCGAGCACAGCCGAACUAGUCCAGAGCGAGAGACACAAUUGACUGAGAGCGAAUAGGAAAGGUGCUGAAACAAAAACUUCUCAGCAGAUAUACUUCCAGUGAAGUGUAGUGGCUGCAAGUAAGGCACUUUAGGCUACUUGAGCUUGUCAUGAAAACUGGAUUCCAAGAUUUUUUUACUCAGCUAAUGAAUCUCUAGGAAACUGUCUACUCACUAUUAUAAGUUUAAUGUAUAGUAUUUAACCACUGAAAACUGUUUCCAUUCAGUAUCGCCCAUGUGACCCACUGACAAUGAGCGGCAGUUGUUUUUGAUAGUGUUUAGGUAUGUUAAAAACAUGUCAGAACAGACAACAAAAAGUUUUCGAAAUGUACAGAUAUUUUGAUAAAUUUAUGCAUUGUUUUAUACUUCUUAAUCUACUCAUUACCAUAUAAGGUUAAUAUUGUACAUAUUGUUUAAAACAAAGUUUGCAACACCAUGUCAUAUAGAAUUUGUUAUUUUAACGUAUCUUUUGGUCCAUUUUGUAUAUUGAAUUUAAGACGAAAACACAAAUCUGGCUUCUCUUUAACAUAAAAUAAUCUAGUGUGUGAAACAGGAUGCCCUGGUGUCACACUUGCCCGACAGUAAAGAGUUAUUAGAUCAGUGUCUGCGUCACUAAUGGCACCCUAUUCAGUGCACUUCUUUUGGCCAGAGCACAAUAGGAACUGGACAAAAGUAGCGCUCUAUAGGUAACCCAUUGACGUUCAGAGAAGCUUCCUGUGGUCUUGGGACUGUAAAUGUCCACAUUAUAGCAUGUGCAACAAACCACUCAUCUCUAGAUUUCCUGUGAACUUAACCACUCAUCAGCUUCAUAAUACUGGCAUGUUAUUAAUUUCAUGUUUUUUUAAGGCAAUACGUGCUUAUUACAAAAUACUUUUGUUAGAUUGAGUUCUCAAUGGAUAUGAUCAAAUAAACUGUUUACAUUGUGUGCAUCUUUA
Molecule: messenger RNA, 6876 nt
Organism: Salvelinus fontinalis (brook trout)
Lineage: Eukaryota; Metazoa; Chordata; Actinopteri; Salmoniformes; Salmonidae
Product: formin-like protein 2
Exons: 27
Coding region: 469-3741 (1090 amino acids)
Biological process (GO): cortical actin cytoskeleton organization; cell migration; regulation of cell shape
Cellular component (GO): cytosol
Molecular function (GO): actin filament binding; small GTPase binding
Source: RefSeq, a predicted model, not a curated record